AUGAUAGAUUAUUUGAGCAAUCUUCCAGUCGAAUUAAUUCACAAAAUUUUCGAUGAUGUUACGACAUUUGAUAUACUUGGAUGUUUAAGUCUUGUAAAUAAACGACUUCGUUUAAUAUCUUUCGACUAUCCUCGCUUUCGACUUGAUCUUAAUUCUAUUAAGAGAAAAAAACAAUUCGACGUUUUCUGUGAUCAGUUAGCUUCAAUAUCAUCUCAAGUCGUUUCACUAUCACUUUCGGAUCAAAAUGAUGGAACAAUACCUGCAAAAAUCGAAAUUUUUUUUUCACGAUUCGAAUUCAUCAAUGACACAUUUUCUAAUUUAUCUUCACUUCAUUUAUCUCAUGUUGAUCAUUUAAUGUGGAAAUCAAUAAAACAUCAUAUAAAAUUACUUACAUCACUCGUAUCAAUCUUCAUCGUUUUAGCUCAUAUGCAUUUUGGCGAUGAAGUCGGUGAUUUUACAUCAUAUCUACUCAAAGAUCUAUUAUUUAUAUCGACAUCACUCAAAUACGUUUAUGUGAAACCUGAUAAUGUUUUUGUUCAUACAGCGUAUCUUGAUUUUCGUGAAGAAAAAGUUUCAUCAAUCGAAUAUUUUACGUUACUUAGUGUACCUACCGAUCUAGAGAAAUUAUGUUCUGUCGUACCUGCUUUACGUACACUUAAUAUAAAAGCUAUGAUAUAUCAUCCUGCUCAUAAAUUUUGUUUAAAUUUAUUUGAAAACUUAAGACGGUUAUCGCUCACUAUUUAUCAUCUUUAUUUCUCUACUAUUGAACAAUUAUUAUAUCCAAUGAGAAAAUUAGUGGAUCUGAUACUUAUUGCCAACAAUGUAUACUAUGAUAUGUGUGAUGGUGCUGCAUGGGAGCGAAUAUUAGCUGAAAUAAUUUCGUUCAAAUUCUUAUUUAGAUUUCACAAAACAACGUGGAGCAAAGAUCCAAUAAAACUUGAUUCAUUUCGAUCAUUAUUCUGGUUAGAAAAGAAACGAUGGUAUGUUGGCUACGAUCGAUGUACUGUUAGUGGAUUUUCAUUACUUUAUUCAAUUCCAUAUUUUAUGAAUGCAUAUCCAUGGCAUUCUAUGAAAGGAGAUAUCGACACAAUAUCGACUGGACCACAAGUACUGUCACUAAAUAAUGUCAAUCGUUUUACUGUUAGUGAACAAUUACCAACAGAUUAUAAAUAUUUACGUCGAAUGACAAAUCUUCAAAGAUUAGUUAUUGAUGAAUCUGAUAAAAUUUUUAACGUAUUCUUUCAUAACAUUCUUCCACAUAUUGACAUAUCAAAAAUGACGACACUUGUUCUUGCUGAAGGUCGUUCAAUGAUCGAUAUCAAUCGUUUUGUUCAAUUCAUAUUUAGUAUGCCUCAUUUACGUACUAUAAGCGCUUCUAUUAUUUAUAUUAAAUACCUAUUCUUCUCACGUUGGCCUAACAUUCGUCGAGUAGAAAUAUUAUGCAGUUGGCCAACGAAUACAAUUACAGAAAGAAGAUUAACUCUAAGUGAGAUCGAUGCAUUUUAUCUUUCUUUUACUCAUAUAGAAUAUCUCAGUUUUCAUCAAGACGUUGACUUAAAUCCAUCGAUACUUUUAAACAACAUACCAACAACAAUAUCAAACAUCGUAGUUUAUCACCCAGUUAAUAUAACGCAUGCUGAUUUUCAGGAUUUCGUUACACCUGAUUGGCUUGAACAGAACACACGACUACGGGACUUUUAUUAUUCGUGUAGCAAACUAAAUACUGUUAGUUUGUGGUUCUAG
Molecule: messenger RNA, 1743 nt
Organism: Rotaria sp. Silwood2
Lineage: Eukaryota; Metazoa; Rotifera; Eurotatoria; Philodinida; Philodinidae
Source: the annotation of a GenBank genome assembly